Molecule: messenger RNA, 1826 nt
Organism: Telopea speciosissima
Lineage: Eukaryota; Viridiplantae; Streptophyta; Magnoliopsida; Proteales; Proteaceae
Exons: 6
Coding region: 177-1646 (489 amino acids)
Source: RefSeq, a predicted model, not a curated record
AAAAACACGGCAGAUUUUCUCUCUCUUCUAGAGACGCUUUCGUGAGAGUACACCUCUCUCUGUAGUUCUGCAUCUUCUCCUUCAAAGUUGCGAAUACUACUAUAUAAGGUAAUCGAUUUUUAACCUUAAAUCGUGUUGGUCUGUUGCUUCGAAGCUGCAGAGUAUUGGAUUUUGCUAUGGAAACUAGUCGUGAAAGUAGGUCAGAGAUGAGCAAUGAAGAGGAAACAAAUAUCAAAGAAAGUAUUGAACAAAUUGCGAAAGAAAGGAUGGAUGAUAUAAAUGAUGCACUUGUUUCAGAAGAAGCUCAAGAUUUAGAAUAUGAGAUUCCAUCAGUCGGCAAGAAGUUUGACAAUGACGAACAAGCUUAUGAUUUUUAUAAUUCAUAUGCACGAACACAUGGUUUUAGCAUCCGAAGAGGCCGAUCAGGAAAAACACAAAAAGGUGUUGUAUGGCGAAGAAUAUUUGAAUGCUCAAAAGAAGGUUAUCGAAAAGUGGAUAAAAGGACUCUCAAUUUGAGAAAAAGUCGUCCGGAUAAAAGAACUGGUUGUAAAGCAAGAAUGGUGGUAAAGCGUAUGAAGGAUGGGACAUGGUCGGUUACAGAAAUUGCAUAUGAGCACAAUCAUCCUCUUGCUAAGGUUGGCAUUAUAAAUGACAAUGAUGGUUGCGUUAUUCAAGAGAAGGCAAGCACAAGUUCUCGUUACAGUGAUAUGUGCCACCAAAGUGUUAGCCUUGCAACACAGGCUGCCAAUAGUGAGAAGGCUACCUUAUUUGUGAAAACCUUAUUGAGAGAAGGACAGAAAAAGGUGGAAGAAAUUUUAAAAGAAGAAUCAGGACUACAACCUAAAACAAGUGCCUUAGUCCAUGGUGAUCCAAUGUCCCAACAAGUAAGCGGAAUUCAAGCAAAAAAUGAUGAUGGACCAGGUAGCAGAAUAGUAAGCAUUGUGGAGAAGAAAAGGAAAAGUGAUUCUCAAAGCUCAAAUAACACUCAAGCUAAAAAAGGACAAAAUAGCCAAAGUUUGGAAGGAAGUAAACAAGCAUCUACCCAAGCACAAAGUCAAUUGAAUUUGAUGUCAUGCCCAUUACCUCGUAGUGGUCCUAUACAAUUUCAGCAUUCCUUUUCACCUCUUGCUUCCCACCAUAUCACUAGUUCUCAAGAAAUGUCCAAGGAACCGUUAAAUAUACCUCCUACUGACGCACAGUUGCUACCAUUGGUUAAUAGCAAUAACGUUCAAGUUUUCCAUGCAAAAUUUACAGCCAAGCUGAGCCAGCUGCCUGAACAGUCACAAAAUGGCAAAGCAGCUAAUGAUGAUAUAUCAACUGAGGUAAUGGGAAAGGAUAUCCAUGACCGGGUGCACAAGUAUGGAGUUGGUGUUAGCCCAGGAGACCUUGAGCAGGAGACGAUAAGACGUGCGCAAGCCUUGCGCGAGAAUCAGGAUUUCCGGUCUCAGGUGGCAGCUUGGGAGGAAGAGAAAAAGAAGAAUGAAGAAAAGGACAAGAAGUAUGAAGAAAUGCACAAGAAAAAUGCGGUUGAUAUCGCCAGUCUGCAGUCACAAGUAGCAAUGCUCCAGCAACUCUUACUUGGGAACCGACAAGGCAAUAAUGUUUUGCAAGGCUCAAAUUUGGAUAAUGAUGAGGCACAACACUAGAUGAAGACCUUCUUCUUGGGCGAGCCAUUGAAUUAUCAGUUGCAUUUUUAGGGAUGACAAUAGAAUUUUUCCUUUCGAUAAAAUGAACAUAUGAGAGUUUAGUGGAUUCAAAUGUAACUUUUAUCCAAUAUCCUAGUAUGAAACCAUGUUUUGAACAAUGACCUUCUUUUGACUUACAUC